AUCAUGUCUGAAGACGAAAGUGAUCAUCUGUUUUAUGUAGCAUUGCUCAGUUUCUUGGUCUUGAUUACAGGAAAGCUUGUUGCUUCGGAUUCUCUAGAUACAGACAAGCAAGUUUUACUCAACCUGAAGUCAUUUCUUGAAGAGAAAAAUCCUGUUAACAGAGGAAGCUACAAUCUGUGGAAUAGUGCAGGCACUUCUCCCUGCACUUGGCCUGGAAUUUCAUGUGAUAGCCAUGGAAACCGUGUGAUCGGAAUCAACUUGUCCGGCAACAACAUAGCUGGAGGACUUUUUGGAAACUUUUCAGAGUUGACACAGCUAAGCUACCUGGAUCUCUCUAUGAACACGAUUGGUGGGGCCAUUCCGGAUGACUUAGGCCGCUGUCAGAACCUGAAGUCCCUGAAUUUGUCACACAAUCUCUUUGAUGCUGAGAUUAACCUGACACUUCUCAAGAGCCUGCAAGUUCUUGAUCUGGCCGUCAACAGAAUUGAUGGCGAUAUCAGGUCAGCUUUUCCUGAAAAUUGCACCAGCUUAGUUGUUGCAAAUGUUUCUGCAAAUGCAUUUACUGGCGAUGUUGGGAAUAUGUUUGUUGGAUGCUCGAAUCUGAAGUAUCUUGAUUUGAGCACGAAUAAUUUGACUGGAAGCUUAUGGUCUGGAUUUGAUAGGCUAAAAGAGUUAACCUUAUAUGAGAACAAAUUCACAGGCACCGUCCCUUCAUCAUUUCUCACAGGGAAUUGCAGUUUGCAGAUUUUGGACCUCUUUCACAAUCAGUUCGUUGGGUUAUUUCCAAAGGAGAUUUCAAAUUGUAAAGAUUUGGUGAUAUUGAAUUUAAAUGAGAACAAAUUCAGUGGACUUAUUGCUACAGAGAUUGGUUCGAUUUCAGGCCUCCAAGAACUUCACAUGGGAAGCAAUAAUUUCUCAAAGGAUAUUCCAGAGUCUCUAGUAGGCCUGAGCAACUUAACCUUUCUAGACCUGAGUGGAAACGGCUUUGGAGGAGAUAUACAAGACAUAUUUGGGAAAUUCAAGCAGGUCAGAUUCCUUGUCUUACAUGGAAAUUCAUAUACAGGAGGUUUAUACACGUCAGGAAUUCUUGGUUUGUCCAACAUUUAUCGGUUGGACUUGAGCUACAACAGUUUGUCUGGUUCAUUGCCUAUUGAAGUUUCUCAGAUAAUGAGCUUACGAUAUUUGAUUCUUGCCUACAACCAAUUUACAGGUCAAAUGCCUUCAGAAUACGGAAAUUUCCAAGCAAUUCAAUUCCUUGACCUGUCCUUCAACAUGUUGAAUGGGUCCAUUCCUUCAAGCUUGGGAAAGUUGAGCUCAUUACUGUGGUUGACGCUUGCAGACAACCAAUUGUCAGGUGAAAUUCCUCCAGAGUUGGGGAACUGCAGCAGCUUAUUAUGGUUGAACCUAGCAAACAAUCAACUCUCAGGCACAAUUCCUCCCCAAUUGACAACCAUUGGUGCAAAUCCAAUGCCAACAUUCUUAUUUAACAGACAAAAUACUAAGAUCACUGCUGGCUUUGGGGAGUGCUUGCCAAUGAGAAGGUGGAUACCAGCUGAUUAUGCACCAUUUAGCUUUGUCUUUAGUCUCCUGAAUAGGAAGAAUUGUAGGAAUCUGUGGGAUAAGCUGCACACAGGCUAUGGCCUAUUUCAAGUGUGUGUACCUGGUUCUAAUGUUCGAACAUCAGACAUCUCAGGCUAUCUUCAACUAGCCAGUAAUCAAUUAUCUGGUGAGGUCCCUCCUGAUAUAGGCAAUAUGCGUAACUUCAGCAUGCUGCAUUUGGGAUUCAAUCAAUUCUAUGGUAAACUUCCUUCAGAGAUUGCACUCAUGGGACUAGUGGUUCUCAACAUUACAAGGAACAAUUUUUCAGGAGAAAUUCCAACAGAAAUUGGAAAUAUCAAGUGCAUGCAAAACCUUGACUUGUCAUACAACAACUUCUCUGGCACCUUUCCUGCUAGUUUUAACAAACUGAGUGACUUGAGCAAGUUUAAUGUCUCUUACAACCCAUACAUCGCUGGUGUAAUACCUGCAACGGGACAGCUGGCAACAUUUGAGAAAUGGUCAUUCCUUGGUGACCCACUCUUACGCCUUCCACCUUUCAUUGAUAAUUCUACUGGUGGUGGACAGGGAACCAAAAGUGAAAGUGCCAAAAAGCCUAAAAAGUUGGGUGCAUUUUUGGUAUUCUUAGCACUGCUACUGGCUUUCUUACUCUGUGGAGUCAUGACUCUCAUUGUUUGCCUCAUGAUAAAAAGUCCAACGGACUUACCAGGAUAUCUCUUGGAGGAAUCAAAGGGCAUGCACGAACUUGUGUCAACUUCAAGUUCAUCUUCCCCAUGGUUGUCAGAUAGAGUAAUGGUAAUCCGCUUAGACAAAACAGCCUUUACUCAUGCUGAUAUUCUCCAAGCUACUAGUAACUUCUCAAAUGAUAGGAUCAUUGGAAGAGGAGGAUCUGGAAUAGUUUAUCGUGGGGUCUUGCCUAACGGCACAGAAGUGGCAAUAAAGAAGCUACAGAGAGAGGGUGUGGAGGGAGAAAGAGAGUUCCAGGCUGAAAUGGAGGCAUUGAGUGGAAAUGGUUUUGGUUGGCCACAUCCUAACCUGGUAAAACUUUAUGGAUGGUGUCUUGAUGGAUCAGAAAAAUUGCUGGUCUAUGAAUACAUGGAAGGUGGCACUUUAGAGGACCUUAUCAUUGAUCGAACAAGAUUUACAUGGAAAAGGCGCAUUGAGGUAGCAGUUGAUGUAGCGCAUGCUUUAGUAUAUUUACACCAUGAGUGCUAUCCUUGUAUCGUGCACAGAGAUGUCAAGGCUAGCAAUGUGCUUCUUGAUAAGAAUGGGAAGGCACGAGUUACAGAUUUUGGUCUUGCUAGAGUUAUUAAUGGAGGAAGUCAUGUCAGCACAAUGGUGGCUGGUACAAUUGGCUAUGUUGCACCAGAGUAUGGCCAGAUAUGGCACGCCACGACAAAGGGUGAUGUCUACAGCUAUGGGGUGCUUGUUAUGGAGCUAGCAACGGGGCGACGUGCUGUUGACGGAGGAGAAGAAUGUCUUCUUGAAUGGGCAAGAAGGGUAAUGGGAGAUGGACGUCAAGGAUUUACUAGAAGCCUGAUUCCAGUAUCCCUUUUGGUAUCUGGGCUGGAAAAGGGAGCAGAGGAGAUGUGUGAAUUACUAAGAAUUGGAAUAAGAUGCACAACAGAGACACCACAAGCCAGACCUAACAUGAAAGAGGUGCUAGCUAUGCUGCUUCAGAUUUCAGGUAGAGGAAGCAGAAGGCAUCAAGGUUAUGGGUCUUCUUCUUCAUCAGGAUGAGCAAGAUAUUGGAUUAUUUGAACUGUCUCAAGUGUUCAUACUUCAAGCCUGAACAUAUUUUAGUUGACAAACAUAUACGUACCAGGUAUGGGUGUCCAUGUUAUAAUUGUUCAUGUAAACAAAUACUUCACAUUCAUUAUUG
Coffea eugenioides is the source of this 3439-nucleotide messenger RNA. Its product is annotated as probable LRR receptor-like serine/threonine-protein kinase At1g74360. Gene Ontology annotation, biological process: protein phosphorylation. Gene Ontology annotation, molecular function: ATP binding; receptor serine/threonine kinase binding; protein kinase activity. The record is from RefSeq and is a predicted model, not a curated record. NCBI's taxonomy places the organism in Eukaryota, Viridiplantae, Streptophyta, Magnoliopsida, Gentianales, Rubiaceae. Bases 4 to 3297 code for a protein of 1097 amino acids. The transcript is spliced from 2 exons.